Uloborus diversus is the source of this 996-nucleotide messenger RNA. RefSeq names its product rRNA 2'-O-methyltransferase fibrillarin-like. Gene Ontology annotation, cellular component: Cajal body; nucleolus; small-subunit processome. The transcript is spliced from 2 exons. Bases 1 to 957 code for a protein of 318 amino acids. Gene Ontology annotation, molecular function: rRNA methyltransferase activity; histone H2AQ104 methyltransferase activity; RNA binding. Lineage: Eukaryota; Metazoa; Arthropoda; Arachnida; Araneae; Uloboridae. Gene Ontology annotation, biological process: box C/D sno(s)RNA 3'-end processing; rRNA methylation. The record is from RefSeq and is a predicted model, not a curated record.
AUGAUGGUGGUUUCCGAGGAGGCAGAGGUGGUGAUCGUGGUGGAUUCCGUGGAGGACGAGGUGGUGAUCGUGGCGGAUUCCGCGGAGGACGAGGGUGGCGACCGUGGUGGAUUCCGAGGAGGACGAGGUGGCGACCGUGGUGGAUUUCGAGGAGGAAGGGGAGGUGACCGUGGUGGACGAGGCAGAGGAUUUGGUGGCGGUCGCGGAAGAGGUGGUGGUGGCCGUGGAGGCAAAAAGACAAUUGUUGAACCCCAUAGGCAUGAAGGUAUUUUCAUUUCACGUGGCAGUCAAGAUACCUUACUGACUCUGAAUCUUGUGCCAGGAGAUUCUGUUUACAAUGAAAAGAGAAUAACCGUAGAGGAAAACGGAGAGAAAAAGGAGUACAGAACGUGGAACCCAUUCAGGUCAAAGUUAGCAGCCGCUGUAAUGGGUGGGAUUGGUGAAAUCCACAUGAAGAGAGGCUCGAGAGUGCUCUAUCUGGGAGCUGCUUCCGGUACCACAGUCUCGCAUGUAUCUGACCUAGUUGGACCUGAAGGGCUGGUUUAUGCAGUGGAGUUUUCUCACCGCUCUGGAAGGGAUCUGCUAUGCGUUGCCCAGAAGAGAACCAACAUUGUUCCCAUUAUUGAGGAUGCCCGACUUCCACUACGGUAUCGUAUGAUAGUCGGCAUGGUUGAUGUCAUAUUUUCAGACGUGGCGCAGCCUGAUCAAGCGAGGAUUCUUGCGCUCAAUGCACAACAAUACCUAAAAGACGAAGGACAUUACAUCAUAUCCAUCAAAGCUAAUUGCAUCGAUUCCACAGCAAGUCCCGAGGCCGUUGUUGCCAGUGAAGUUGAAAAGCUGCGUUCUGAUAAACUGAAACCUCUAGAAUCAUUGACUUUGGAGCCCUAUGAAAGGGACCACACUGUUAUCGUUGGAGUGUAUCGACCUCGACCAAAAGAUGAAAGUAUGAACGAGUGAUGUAAGGAUUCUAAAUAAAUGUUACUCUAAUUAUUUUUA